Daldinia caldariorum is the source of this 917-nucleotide messenger RNA. RefSeq names its product ankyrin. Bases 170 to 616 code for a protein of 148 amino acids. Gene Ontology annotation, molecular function: protein binding. Gene Ontology annotation, biological process: protein localization to ciliary inversin compartment. Lineage: Eukaryota; Fungi; Ascomycota; Sordariomycetes; Xylariales; Hypoxylaceae. The transcript has 5 exons. The record is from RefSeq and is a predicted model, not a curated record. Gene Ontology annotation, cellular component: ciliary inversin compartment.
AUCAUCAAGAACCAUCUCCACUUCAUGCCGGCCCGGAACUUAAACAAACGCCUCAGGAAGUAGCUACCUACCUUGCCUCCUGUUUUAAGAAGUCAUUUACUCUUUUAGUUACUUCGCUCCGAUCUCCGAAACCCCUUACUCCUAGUCCCGUGGGUAUUCGCCUUUGAAAAUGGCCAGCGAAUCGGCACCAGCAUCCCUUCCUCCGGAGGCUAUCGAAUUUGCAGGUCGCAUGUAUAAUGCCGCACGAACAGGAGAGAUUGAUAUAUUCCAGCAAGCAUUACCAGCCGGUUUGCCUCCUAAUAUGACUAACGAAAAAGGGGACUCACUUCUCAUGCUGGCGGCUUAUCAUGGACACGCCGAUCUUGUCAAGCUGCUUAUUCAACAUGGGGCCGACACGAACCGUAUCAACGAUAGGGGUCAAAGUCCCUUAGCCGGUGCCAUCUUCAAGAAAGAGGAUAGCGUAAUUGAGGCACUAUUAGAAGGGGGCGCCGAUCCGGAGCAUGGCUCGCCUUCUGCACUUGUCUGCCUAGCCAUGUUCCAACAAGAGGAUAAAUGGGGUGAUAAGUUCAAAUCGGCUCCGGGGAGAGGGAAAGCUACAAAACCCACAUCUGAAUAGACUUCAUACGGUCCCCUUAAUCACAAUUACCCCAUACAGUUACUUGACGUAGAGUUAAGAGAAGCUACUCGGGUCUCGGGAGCAUCAACGAACAACUUAGACCCUCAUUCAAACCUCCGUGAGGCAUCAUACGGAGACGGACUCGGUGAUCAACUGCAGACUGUGAAAAUACCGACACCUCUUGCUCCAUAUGAGAGUUGUAUGAAGCGAUCGCUAAUGUGUCCGGUUAUCUAUCAACUGGGCUAAUACUCUACCCGAGUCGGUUUGUUCGCCGAGACUGACGUUCCCAGCGGCAGUACUC